AUGUCGUCACUCUGGGAUGCGUUUUCUGGUCGCAAGUCCUCUCAGAAGGAUGCAGGUGUUCCCCAUACUCCCGCCGCCCAAGAACCCACAACCACCUUCAACAGCCCGCCCGCGACCACCACUACCCAGUUCGACCCAUCAGCAGGAUCUGGUGUCGAGUCUUUUCUCCAAAGUUCCUCUUUUGCCGACCCGUCGCAACUACACCCCCUCUCCGGUCUGAACAAGGACACUCUCGAAUAUCUCUCCCUCGACGAUGCGACCCUGGCCGACGCUCCUGGCCAGUCUGUCCUCCCCUCUCGAGGCUUCACCGACGACCUCUGUUACGGAACCGGUGUCACAUACUUGGCUGCCUUGUCGAUAGGAGGAGCUUGGGGUCUUCAGGAGGGUCUGAGAAGAUCCGUCAACCAGCCGCCGAAGCUGCGUCUCAACUCAGUGCUCAACGCCGUCACCCGCCGCGGCCCUUUCCUCGGCAACUCGGCCGGCGUCGUCGCCAUCACCUACAACCUAUUCAACGCUGGUAUCGGCUACUUCAGAGGGAAGCACGACGCCGCAAACACCAUCUUGGCCGGCGCGCUCAGCGGAAUGGUCUUCAAGAGCACGCGGGGUUUGCGGCCUAUGCUGAUUUCUGGUGGUAUUGUGGCCUCCGUGGCUGGUACCUGGGCUGUUAUUCGCAGCACCUUCUUCGCCGCCCCGGAGCCUGUGCAUUCCGAGCGAGCCACCUUGUAA
Molecule: messenger RNA, 726 nt
Organism: Colletotrichum graminicola M1.001
Lineage: Eukaryota; Fungi; Ascomycota; Sordariomycetes; Glomerellales; Glomerellaceae
Exons: 2
Coding region: 1-726 (241 amino acids)
Biological process (GO): protein import into mitochondrial matrix
Cellular component (GO): mitochondrial inner membrane; TIM23 mitochondrial import inner membrane translocase complex
Molecular function (GO): transmembrane protein transporter activity
Source: RefSeq, a predicted model, not a curated record